Oldenlandia corymbosa var. corymbosa is the source of this 4095-nucleotide messenger RNA. NCBI's taxonomy places the organism in Eukaryota, Viridiplantae, Streptophyta, Magnoliopsida, Gentianales, Rubiaceae. The record is from the annotation of a GenBank genome assembly.
CCCCGGUUUAAAAGAAAAUACGGACAAGUUAGAAAUAAAAAGAGAAAAAAAAAAAACAAAAAAACAAAACCGAAAUCUCAACGUCUUUCCAACGAGAUCAACGGCUACGACCAUUACCAAGUCAUCCUCAGAUUUUAUCCCUUUCUGAAGAAACAAAAAUUUAACCUAGAAAGAAUUCAUAGAUCUAUUAAAUUUUACUGUUAUACAUCUUGAAUUUGAUUUUGAUUAAACCCUCACCAGUCACCAUAUGAGGGUACAAAGCGAAGUUCUUGAUCUUCGUUAUUUUUGAAAUUGGGGCUUUCCGAGUUUGAUUUCGUUCUCCCUUGUCGGAACCCUAACUUUCAUUUUUUCAAAUUCGUUCCUUUCCAAAUUUGGGGAUUUUUCCCCCAUAUUUUCAAAUUCCCUGUUUGUGUUUCUUAAAUGUACGGGGAGCUUUGAGAAAAUGAUUGCCAAGACUUACGGCCGUCGGGGCGGAGGCAUGAGGAAAUUCGGCGAAUCUUUUUCGCAAGAGAGUUCUCAAGACGUCUACGAUUUCACGCUUUCUUCUCAAGGCUCCACUCGUUGGUCUUCGGACCCGUACAGCUUUGAUGAUGACUCGGCUGACCCCUACGGGUUGAAUAAUUUGUCUUCGCAGGAGACUGAUGAAUUGGCGAUUCUGCCUUCUAGAGUUGGUAGGGGAGCUGAGGAUUUUGGGCGGGUUGGUGGGUCUUUGUGGAAGUCGUCCAAGAAGCUAAAGAUUGGGGAUUCGGAGCCGUGUUCUUUGAUUUCCUCGCAGGAUGACGAUGAAGUGCAAAUUUUGUACUCCAAGAAGGGCGGCGAGAAUGGAGAUUCGGGUUAUGCUGAUGGGGUUUUCGAAGCAGUGAUGGAUUUGGAACCCUUACGUUUGAAUUCAAGUCAAGAAUCGGAUGAAUUGGCGAUUUUGCCGGUGAAGAAGAACAAAAAUGCCGGAAAGGUUGAUGGAAGUCUUCGGAAAUCCAAGAAAGUAAAGGAAAAUGGUGUUUUGCCGAAGAAGAACAAGAAGAAGGUGAAAAGUAGGGAGGAUGCUUCUAAUUCUGUUUCAAUCGUUCCCACGUCUACUUUAAUGGAGACUCAGGAGUUUGGAGAGAUGAUGGAGCACGUGGAUGAAGUCGAUUUUGCACUGGAUGGGUUGAGAAAGGGGCAGCCUGUUAGGAUUCGGAGGGGAAGUCUGCUCUCCUUGCUGUCCAUAAGUGGAACUGCUGCACAGCGUCGAAUGUUAAGGGCUCAUGGGAUGGCAAAAACAAUCAUUGAUGCUGUAAUGGGCCUCAGCUUAGAUGAUUCACCCAGCAACCUUGCAGCAGCAGCUCUAUUUUAUGUUUUAACCCAUGACGGUUAUGACGAUUCUAGUCUAGAUCUAGCUAGUUGCAUUCGUUUUUUGAUGAAAUUGUUACGACCAUUCGCAUCUGAGGCUUCAAAGAGGAAAGAACCUACCCUUGGAAGCAAGCUUCUAGCAAUCCGUAUGGAUCCUGAUAAUUCGCAAACUUCAGUCAGAGGUUCUGAAACUCCGCCUGCAAUGAUUAUGAAGGUUCAUGAAGUUCUUGUCAGUUGCAAGGAUUUGAAACCGAGAGAUGAGAAUGACUGCUGCACAGAGGUACCAGAGUUGAAUCCUAAGUGGAUAAGUUUGCUUACAAUGGAAAAGGCGUGCUUCUCAACAAUUUCUAUUGAAGAAACCUCGGGCAGGGUUCGAAGAACUGGGCAAAAGUUUAAGGAAAAAUUACGAGAGGUUGGAGGACUUGAUGCAGUUUUCGAGGUCGCAAGGAGUUGCCAUUCAGUUAUUGAGGGAUGGAUGGAGAAGAAUCCGUCUCCAGAGUUGGAUUAUAAAGAUAAGGAAGGCCUAGAAAGUCUGGUGGUUCUUUUGAAAUGUUUGAAAAUCAUGGAAAAUGCCACUUUUCUUAGUGGUAGUAAUCAGAGCCAUUUGCUUGGAAUGAAAGGGAACUUUGAUGGUCAGAAAGCUCCUCGGUCUUUCAUAAAGCUCAUCUUAAGUGUCAUCAAAAUACUCUCAGGUAUAUUUUUGCGUCGAAGUUCUCUGGUCAUCUCUGUGGACGGGAGCACUUGUACCAACUCUAGUGAAUCUGGUCAUCUUUUUGAUCAUAAAGUGAAUGAUGAUGAGAAUCCGUGCACCACAUCAUCCACAAGUUGCUGUGCACUGGAAGGCAACUCAUCUGUCGAAAGCCUCAGUAGAUCUCUGGGCAGUCAAGGAUUGAUUUCUGGUCAUGCUGCAUCAUCUAAAUCAAGUUCACCAUUACCAAACACGUCCCGGGUUGAGUCUUGGUUGAAAAUGAGGAUCAAUUCUUCUUCGUCUGGAUCAAGGAGUGGAAAAUCUGGAGAUUGUAGUGAUGGAACAGAUAUACCUAAAGGUUUUAAUGUGAAUUUUGGCAGAGGCAGUAGUCUAAAGGUUUUGGAUGGUGGAAAUUCUGAACCUAUGGAUGACAGUCAGGAUCCUUUCGCCUUUGAUGAGGAUGACUUUGAACCAUCUAAAUGGGACAUGUUAGCUGGGAGUAAACGGUCAUCACAAACUAACAAUACUGCUGCUAAAGUUGGUGAUGCUGAAAUUGGUAGAGAACGCCUUCUUUUGUUGGAUCAAGAAGAGUCGCGUAAGGAGGAUCCUCAUUCCUCUGAGGCGUCUUGUUCAUCUACCAUUGAUAAUGAACUGACCAACCUUUUGUCAGAUUGCCUUCUCUCAGCUGUAAAGGUCUUAAUGAAUUUAACCAAUGACAAUCCUAUGGGUUGUCAACAAAUUGCUGUCUGUGGAGGACUAGAAGUUUUGUCUUCAUUGAUUGCCAGUCACUAUCCUAAUUUCAGUUCCUGUCUGCCUGCAUCUGGGAGUCCUAAAAACAGCGAUCUUACAUCAACAUCCAGUGCUGAAGUUGAGCCAGAAAAAAACAAACAUUUAUCUGACCAAGAACUAGAUUUGCUUGUGGCUAUUUUGGGGUUACUUGUGAAUUUAGUGGAGAAAGAUAGUGUUAACAGAACAAAGCUUGUUGCAGUUAGAGUUCCAUUGCGGAACUUAAAGGGUUUAGUGGAGGAGAGUACGGAUCUAAUUCCUCUACUGUGCUCAAUCUUUUUGGCUAAUCAUGGUAUUGGUGAGGCUGCUGAUGGGAAGUGUCUGUCUUGGGAUGACGAGGAUGCUGUGUUACAGGGAGAGAAAGAAGCUGAGAAAAUGAUUUUAGAAGCCUACGCAGCUCUUCUUCUUGCAUUUCUUUCAACAGAGAGGUUGGUAUUCUCACCAUGGUUUUUACACAAGUGGCAUCUUGAUCAUGCUUUUUUCACAUGGCAUUUCUUUUGACUUACCAGUAGGAGGGCACGCAAAGCUAUUGCCGAAUGUCUUCCUAAGCAGAAUAUUGCAAUACUUGUUCCAGUAUUGGAGAGAUUUGUGGUAUGUAUAUUUUGGUUGUAAAUUCCAGUGUUUUUGGAGCUUGUGUCUCCCAUUUUCAUAUUGGAAUGGUAUCUAAGUACAUCCAUAUAAUCCAUUUGUUCCUCAGGAAUUUCAUUUCUCACUAGACAUGAUCACACCAGAAACUCAUUCGGCCGUGUUGGAAGUUAUCGAAUCUUGUAGGAUUCCAUGAGAGUUUGGAAACCUCCAAGAUACUGUACAGCUUGAAUCCUCUUCAUACCCCUCCAGCAUUCAUCGGUGGUUAACAUGUUACUGGCGAUCGAAAGUGAUGAUUGAGUUAGAUUUUGAUUACUGAUCAUAGGAUCUUAGGUAGAUAUUCUCCAGCUUGUAUGAUUUUUUCAUUCUAUAGCUUUUAAGUUUUGUUCUGUUUUUCUGUUAUGUCUUUAGAGAGGUAUAGAAAAGGAAUAGGGGGGUACCACACACGAAGCUUUGUACCGUCAUCACCUAUGUAUAAUCUAGUUUUUCAUAGAUGCCAUAGUGUAUUAUUUCGUGCUCCUCAAAUGAAAGUGUCUCAUUGUUUCUUCUUCCUCAUUUCCCCCUUGUUUGUGAUUUAAAAAUUUAUAUAUAUUUAAUUUGUGACUUGAGGAGUAAGUAAUUAUAAAGAUGAUCAUUAAUUGUGUCAAGUAUAAAUGUUACUCCUAAAAUGUGUAGAACUAUAAAUAAAUAAAUAAACUUGUUCUCCG